AUGUCGGAAAAGAAUGAGAACCCAUCUUGCUUUCUCUACGGUCCCCAAGAGGCCAAGUAUGGAGACAGGCCGGUACCUGAGAUAUGCGACCCGCACGACGUCAUCAUCCGCAUCCAAUAUGUUGGCGUCUGCGGAAGCGAUGUACACUGGUAUCUCCAUGGCAGCAUGGGCGCCAAUUCCAUCGUCCCCGGCAAGCCCCUCGUCCUCGGCCACGAAGCCUCCGGCACCGUCCACAGCAUCGGCUCAUCCGUCCGCUCACUCACCCCUGGCGACCGCGUCGCGAUGGAACCCGGCUUCCCGUGCCGGCACUGCGCCCGCUGCAAAGAAGGCCGGUACAAUCUGUGUGCGUCGAUGACGUUCGCGGCCAGUCCGCCCGACGCCCACGGCACUUUGUGCAAGUUUUUCAAGCUGCCGGAGGACUACUGCUACAAGUUGCCUGCGGGGGUGAGCCUGGAAGAAGGGGUGCUGGUGGAGCCGGCGAGCGUGGCGGUGCAUAUGGCGCGGUUGGUGGAUGUGCGGGUGGGGCAGACGGUGGUGGUUUUCGGGUCCGGGACCGUGGGGUUGUUGUGCGGAGGUGUUGCGAGAGCAUUUGGGGCGAGUAAGGUGGUCAUGGUUGAUAUUUUGGAGCGGAAGUUGGAGGUCGCGAAGAGUUUUGUCGGGGGUUGUGGGACGUUUGUUCCUGACUCCGGGGCUUCGGCGGAAAAGAAUGCGACGAGGCUGAUUGCGGAGCAUGGGCUUGAUGAUGGAGCGGAUGUGGUGAUGGAGGCAAGUGGGGCCGCGCCGUCGGUGCAGACGGGGAUCCAUGUGCUGCGGGUCGGUGGGUCUUACGUGCAGGGCGGAUUGGGGAGGAACGUGAUCGACUUUCCGAUCGUGGCGAUGUCGGAGAAAGAGUUGACGUUGAAGGGAUGUUUCCGGUAUUCGAGCGGCGAUUUCAAGUUGGCGUUGAGCUUGAUAAGUGAGGGAAAGCUGCGUGUAAGAGAACUGAUUACGAAGACGGUUGAGUUUGGGCAGGCGGUGGAAGCGUGGGAGACGACACGGAAAGGUGAGGGGAUUAAGACGUUGAUUAGGGGUGUGCAGGACUAG
Molecule: messenger RNA, 1083 nt
Organism: Letharia columbiana
Lineage: Eukaryota; Fungi; Ascomycota; Lecanoromycetes; Lecanorales; Parmeliaceae
Exons: 3
Coding region: 1-1083 (360 amino acids)
Biological process (GO): D-sorbitol catabolic process
Molecular function (GO): L-iditol 2-dehydrogenase (NAD+) activity; zinc ion binding
Source: RefSeq, a predicted model, not a curated record